This is a messenger RNA of Arachis stenosperma, 1422 nucleotides long. RefSeq lists its product as uncharacterized. The transcript has 4 exons. Gene Ontology annotation, molecular function: protein dimerization activity. The coding region runs from base 1 to 1422 and encodes 473 amino acids. Lineage: Eukaryota; Viridiplantae; Streptophyta; Magnoliopsida; Fabales; Fabaceae. The record is from RefSeq and is a predicted model, not a curated record.
AUGUCGGAUGGAUGGACUGAUAAAAAAAGGCGUAGUAUUUGUAAUUUCUUGGUGAACAGCCCUAAAGGAACAGUUUUUCUUUAUUCAUUGGACACUUCUGACAUCUCGAAAACAACGGAUAAAGUUGUCAAAAUGCUAGAAGAUGCCGUAGAAUUUGUUGGUGAAGAGAAUGUAGUCCAAAUUGUUACAGAUAAUGCUGCUAAUUAUAAGGCUGCUGGAGAAAGAAUGAUGGAGACUAGAAAAAGUUUGUAUUGGACACCAUGUGCUGCACACUGCAUAGAUUUGAUAUUGGAGGAUUUUGAAAAGAAGCUAAAGGUGCAUGAAACAACCAUAAAAAAGGGAAGAAAAAUCACCACUUUUAUCUACUCUCAGAGUAUGCUCAUUAGCAUGUUGAGGAAUUAUACAAAGGGAAAGGACUUGGUUCGGCCAGGUGCCACAAGAUUCGCCACUGCCUAUUUGACUCUCACUUGUCUUCAUGAUAAUAAAGGACCGUUGAUGACUAUGUUUACUUCUGCUGAUUGGAAGACAACUAAGGUUGCAUCAACGCCUGAAGGAAUAAGAGUCCAAAACAUGGCCUUGGAUAGUAGGCUGUGGAAGAAUAUUGUCAUAUGCCUCAAGGCUGCUGCUCCUCUCAUUACAGUCCUUCGCUUGGUUGAUUCAGAUGAAAAACCAGCCAUGGGUUUCAUCUUUGAAGGCAUGAGAAACGCCAAAGAAACAAUCAAGACUAACUUCGGUUGUGUUAAAAAGAGUUAUGAACCUAUAUGGGAAAUUAUUAAUGGAAGGUGGGAAAGUCAAUUGCAUAAACCAUUGCAUGCAGCUGCGUAUUAUCUUAAUCCUCAUUAUCACUAUGAACCAAAUUUCAUGGUUGAUGAUGCUGACAUUAAGAUUGGUCUAUAUAGUUGUUUGAAAAAACUGGUUCCUAACCAGGAAGAAAGGAAAAAGAGUAGUAGGAAGACCAUGCUACCUACUGAGUGGUGGGACUUCUAUGGAGAUAGUUGUCCAGAACUAAAGAAGUUUGCUAUCCGAGUUCUAAGCUUAACUUGUAGUUCAUCUGGUUGUGAGCGUAAUUGGAGUGCAUUUGAAAUGAUAACUGAGGAUGUUAAUGAAAAUAUUGCUGAAAGUUUUGAGCAUUCUCACUUGCCAACGAAUGACAAUACUAAUAAUGAUCCAAAUAGUAAUGAAUUUGCUAUUCCAGGUAUGAAUAGUAAUGAAUUCAACAUGGGUGAGGGAGGUGAGAAUGAGUUUAUUGGGGAUCCACAACAAAAUUUAAUAGAGGAAGAAGAUGAACAUGUGAAUGAUGAUGAAGAUUUUGUUGGCCGUGUUGAACCUGAGGCUGAAAGAAAUGAUGUUUCUGAUGAAGAUGGUGAAGAUGAUGAUGUUGAUGCCAUGGAAGAUGAAGAUAUUAGAGGAUUUGAGUUUUAG